Messenger RNA from Drosophila rhopaloa, 2998 nucleotides. It is a transcript of the gene Tbc1d15-17, whose product is annotated as TBC1 domain family member 17. Gene Ontology annotation, biological process: activation of GTPase activity. NCBI's taxonomy places the organism in Eukaryota, Metazoa, Arthropoda, Insecta, Diptera, Drosophilidae. The record is from RefSeq and is a predicted model, not a curated record. The transcript is spliced from 3 exons. The coding region runs from base 116 to 2263 and encodes 715 amino acids. Gene Ontology annotation, molecular function: GTPase activator activity.
GUUUCACCAUCUGGUAACACUGCAACUGGGCAAUUGUUUAUAUCUGAAACGUAAUAGAAAAGCGCAUAGUUUAUUGAACAAUACACGAAGCACAAUAAGCUCAUCCCCGGCAGAUAUGAACGAAUCGGUGCGCUACGACCGUGGUCACCAGGUGCAGCUUGGUGUCAUUAACAAGUCUCGGGUAUCCUCCGCCGAGGAGGAUGCCCAGAGUCUGCCGCCGCAGGGAACGGGCAACAUCUUGUUCACCCACGACGGCGUGCUGCUGAAAAAGGCCAGCGCGGAGCACAUCGCGGACCUAAACACCAGUGGGUCCCUGUCCCUGGUGGAGUACUCGUGCUCCUCCGCAGAUGUGCCUCGCAGGAGACUACUACUUGAGUGGCAGCCCAACGACAGCAUCAUGAUAGCGGAUGACAGCCAGGACCAGGGGGACUGGGCGCUGGUUGACAGGAUUUCCGGGAGAACUCGCACUACCUCCGAGUGCCGCGCUUUCAACACGAAGCCCAGCGAAGCAAGUGGCGGAGCUGGAGCCAUCCGCUCGCGAGUCAUGCGUGCCCAGCUCGAGGACUUGGCCUCCGUGGAGGUUCGCCACCGUGGCCAGACCAUCCGCCUUAUGCGCAAAGCCGGUGGCGUCCACAGCGAGUUCUUCUUCCAGCACGGGAACGCAGACCUCUUUGUGCGCUCGAUGCGCGAUCUGCACUUCAUCGAAUGCGCCGAGACCAGUCGCAAUGGCGGCGAGGAGUAUGCCAUCUUGACUACCGAGAACCAGAAGCUGAGAAAGACUUUUGCCGAACUCGACAUUGGCCAAAUAAAAUCUAGCCAUUUGCCGCGUGACAGCUGGCUGCCCAACAAGCUGGCCGGAUUCUUGGGAAAUAUUCCUGACUACGUGCAGCCGCCGUUCCAGCGCUCACCCAAAUCCCGUCCAGGAGUCCUGAUCUCCGGCGACCGGCAGACGGCGCCGGACAACUAUCAGAUCAUAGGGCUAAGUGGCAGCACCAACAGUGCCUGCUCCUCUAACGGACAGAGUCGCGGGGGAAGUGCGGAAAAGUCUCCCGCUGACAGUGAGCUGGAGAACCUAAAUGCUCAGGAUGAGAAAAUAGUCAACAACUUGCCGGAUCGACAGCGAGUGGAGCGAGGCUCUCCUCUCACCGAGUCGCAGUGGCUGGAGUUCCAAACGACCGACGGGCGCAUUUUGGAGAGCGUCCGUAUUAAGAAGCUCAUCUUCCGGGGCGGUAUUGUGCACAGUCUCCGGGCAGAGGUGUGGAAAUUCCUUCUCAACUACUAUCAGUGGUCCGAUACCCAGGUGGAGCGUAUCGAGCGCCGAAAGCAAAGGUCAAUGGAGUACUACAACAUGAAGGCCCAGUGGCUGGCCAUGACCACGACUCAGGAGGCGAACUUCUGCGGAUACCGGGAACGCAAGUGCCAGAUCGAGAAGGAUGUGAAGCGCACAGAUCGCUCGCUGCAGUUCUUCGCUGGCGAGGAUAAUCCCAAUCUGGCCCUGCUGCAGGGCAUCCUCAUGACUUACGUGAUGUACAACUUCGAUCUUGGCUACGUCCAGGGAAUGUCCGAUUUGCUCGCGCCCAUUCUGGAGAUCCAGGUUAACGAGGUGGACGCCUUCUGGUGCUUCGUGGGCUUCAUGGAGCUGGUUUUCACAAACUUUGACAUGGACCAGGCGGGAAUGAAGACUCAAUUCGCCCAGGUCCGCCGCUUGAUUGAGUUCGCUAAUGCUCCGCUAUUUAACUACAUGCGCUCUCACGACUCGGACAACAUGUACUUCUGCUUCAGAUGGCUGCUGGUCUGGUACAAGCGGGAGUUGAGCAACGAGGAUGUUAUAAAGUUGUGGGAGUGUCUCUGGACUCGGCUGCCUUGUCCCAACUUCCACCUGCUCUUCUCGGUGGCCAUCCUGGACCAGGAGACGAGCGUGAUCAUUGACAGCCAGUAUGAGUUCACAGAAAUACUUAAGCAUGUCAACGAACUGUCUGGAAAUAUAGAUGUUCAAAAGACUCUGCAGAUUGCCGAGGCCAUCUACUUGCAGCUCAAAGCCUCGGAAACGCUGCCAAAUGACAUCCGCUGCAUCAUAGGGGAACCACUACUGCCAUUAGCUGCCGGCGAGGAGGUUGACGGUGGCAUGGUAGAUGAGGAACCUGCCUACUCGGAUGAUGGAUUCGAUGAACUGGUAAGGGAGCUCACUCCCGAGGAGAAGCUUCGACAGCAGACGUUACUGGAAGAGGCCUGCGAACGUUCCCUCUUCCUGCAGUUCCAUUAAUGUAAACGGGACCACAUUCGGCCACAAGAAACCUAGCCAAAUGCCCUUAGCAGAACAUGCGCAAAUUACACUGCCCUUUAAGUUUAUUUGCGAACAAAGUUAUGUUUGGGGUUGCCACUUAAGGGUCGAGUCUGUUAGCUGCGGUUUUUAUAAAUUUGUUGUUAAAGAAAAGAAUCCUAUGAGAAACCGACUGCUUUCAUAUUAAUGGAGGAGAAAAUAUUUAAUAAUAUUUUCCGUGUUCAACACGAGGUUCCCAUUAGCAUCCAAAAAAAUCAUGUCUUUGUUUAACAACAGCUUAACUUAUAGGGCAGUGUUAUCUUAAACAUUAAGACUCAAAGUUUACCAACGCAUCGAAGCAAAGCGAAGCGAGCCAAGCCAAGUGCUUUAACUGCUGAUACACAGAUUUAUAUAUUGUAUAUUAUACAUAUUUGUACGUUUUUGUAUUUAUUGUAAGUUAUUUUCCAAACAUACACCACUCUACCCCCAUCUCCUCCCUAUUCGAUCACUUUAAGUACACCAAAACCACUACUUUAAUUAUAUAGAAUUUAGUUCUCGUGCCUGUCGAACGCGAAACAUUUAAGGUAUCCCCUUUUCAGUUAAUCGGAAUUUCACACGCCCAGCUUUUGUUGUUGUUUUCUAAGUUGGAAAAAUUACUGUGAAUAUACACCGAUAUACAAAUACAUUACAAAUGCGUAGUAAAAGUAUCUAAAUACAACACCAGGUUGCAUACGAAAA